UCACAUUGUAGAAGGUAUUCAUAUUGAUGGUAUUUUUCAGAAGGCAAAACAAUUAAUAGAAGCUGUAAGGAAUAAGGAGAAAAGGAAAUGGGAUUUUAUAUAUUGUUAUAGCAAUUGGAUAGUUGGAGAAGAAGAUUAAGGUGUGAGGGAAUUGAGAGUCGUUUCAGUUUUUCCCAAUGGGAGAUGUCUGUUCAAGUUGUUGCGGUUCCACUCCACCUGAAGAUGAACAAAAGAAAAAUGAAACCGAAGGUGGAAUGGUUGAAAAUAAAGAAGGCGAAGGCGAAGGUGAAGGCAAAGCCGAAGCCAAAGCUGCCGCUGAUACUGCCGGUGCAGGAGACGGCAGUGGCGAUGAUGCCAUCCAAAAGGACCCCCCUGAAGAGAUGAAGAUUGUAAAGGACGAGAAAGGAUCCGGAGAAGAAAUUCAAACCCAAAUCCAAACACAAAAAUCAAAGUUGACCCAAAGACAACAAUCAACAAUGUCUAUGAAGAGGCAACAAUCGUCGGUUUCGAUGUCGAUGACUAUGCAGAGGCAACAAUCCAAGGCUACCCAAAGGCAACAGUCUAAGGCUCAACCCCUAAGACUUGAAUCCAAACCAUCACAGAUUGCUAUCGCGGCAGCAGCGGCUGUUGUGUCGGGGAAAAAGGAAGAGACUAAGGCUGAUACCGCGAAACCUCGAAAGCCUCAUAAUGUGAAGAGGCAGGCAUGUGCGGGGCUGAAGGUGGAGUCUGUGUUACAAACCAAGACAGGUAACUUGAAAGAAUAUUAUAACUUGGGGAAGAAGUUAGGGCAAGGCCAGUUUGGUACAACUUUUCUUUGUGUGGAGAAAGGUACCGGUAAGGAGUAUGCUUGUAAGUCAAUUGCCAAAAGGAAACUUGCAACUCCAGAAGAUGUAGAUGAUGUCAAGAGGGAAAUUCAGAUAAUGCAUCACCUGGCUGGCCACCCUAAUGUUGUCACCAUCAAAGAGGCUUAUGAGGAUUCCGUGGCCGUUCAUGUCGUCAUGGAGCUGUGUUCCGGGGGAGAACUCUUCGAUAGAAUCAUACAGAGGGGGCAUUAUUCCGAAAGAAAGGCGGCUGAUCUAGCAAGAACUAUAGUUGGUGUUGUUGAAGCCUGUCACUCCAUGGGAGUAAUGCAUAGGGAUCUCAAGCCUGAAAACUUUCUUUUCAUUAAUCAACAAGAGGAUUCGCCUCUUCAAGCCAUUGAUUUCGGAUUAUCAAUAUUCUUCAAGCCUGGGGAUACCCUAAGUGAUGUGGUUGGAAGCCCAUACUAUGUCGCACCCGAGGUUUUGCAGAAGCGUUAUGGUCCUGAAGCAGAUGUGUGGAGUGCUGGGGUGAUCGUUUACAUUCUCUUAAGUGGUGUGCCUCCUUUCUGGGGCGAAACCGAACAAGAGAUAUUUGAAGAGGUUUUGCAUGGUGAACUUGACUUCGCAUCUGAUCCUUGGCCUAACAUCUCCGAAAGCGCGAAAGAUUUAGUGAAGAAAAUGCUUGUCAGGGACCCAAAGAAGCGGAUAACCGCGCAUGAAGUACUGCGACAUGCUUGGGUAGCGGUCGACGGGGUGGCUCCGGACAUGCCACUUGAUUCCGUGGUCUUGAGUCGUAUGAAGCAAUUUUCCUCAAUGAACAAGCUAAAGAAAAUGGCCUUGAAGGUGAUUGCCCAGAGACUUUCCGAAGAAGAAAUAGCUGGGUUGAAGGAAAUGUUCAAGAUGAUAGACGCAGAUAACAGUGGCCAAAUCACAUAUGAUGAGCUCAAAGUUGGGUUGAAGAAAUUUGGUGCUGAUCUUGAUGAGUCAGAAUUCCAUGCUCUAAUGAAGGCUGCGGACGUUAACAAUAAUGGUACAAUCGACUACGAAGAAUUCGUAGCUGCAACAUUGCACUUAAACAAGAUCGAAAGGGAAGAUAAUCUCAUGGCCGCCUUCUCGUAUUUCGACAAAGACGGCAGCGGCUACAUCACUCAAGAUGAGCUUCAAAAAGCUUGUCAGGAGUUCGGUAUCGAGGAGAUCCACCUGGACGAAAUGAUCGGAGAAAUCGACACGGACAACGAUGGUCGGAUAGAUUAUAAUGAAUUUGUGGCAAUGAUGCAGAAAGGGAACCCUGAAAUUGGUGGUAAGAAGGGUCUUUUUACCAAUGGAGUUAAAGGCAAUGCCACUUAGACAACCAAAUACAAUCCUUCUAU
Molecule: messenger RNA, 2170 nt
Organism: Hibiscus syriacus
Lineage: Eukaryota; Viridiplantae; Streptophyta; Magnoliopsida; Malvales; Malvaceae
Product: calcium-dependent protein kinase 26-like
Exons: 7
Coding region: 177-2147 (656 amino acids)
Biological process (GO): protein autophosphorylation; intracellular signal transduction; peptidyl-serine phosphorylation
Cellular component (GO): nucleus; cytoplasm
Molecular function (GO): calmodulin binding; calcium-dependent protein serine/threonine kinase activity; ATP binding
Source: RefSeq, a predicted model, not a curated record